AUGUCCAAUAGUUAUUCAUAUCUUGAUGAUUGCGGAUCACAUCAGCGACUGGGGCUGUGCCUGCGACCGUCAGACGUUCGUCUUCACCCAUCCGAGAAAGACGAGUAUCAAUGGAACUUUAGUCCCGCAACCAGCCAUCUGUUCGAUAAACAACUCAGCGAGAUGUCAACAAACAUGUAUAUUCAAUUAUCGAGUAGUAUAAAAUGUGGAGACAUUCAAGCAGUCCGCCAUGAAGCACAAUUCCCUACUGUGGUGGAUAUACAAAAGCCCCACCGUGAUAUCGAAAAGGAAUUACAAGAUGCCUUAGAAGUUAUUGGAAGGCUAGAGAACGAAAUUGAGGGUUACAGACACAGAGAAAGAACGUUGGCUACUCAAAAUCGUCGCUUACGACAAAUCUUUAUCAUUCACCUUAAAAAGGCUCAAAGAGUUGGCCGUUGUCUAGGUGAAACAGAGCGCCAGAUUCGCGAUUUCUUGAAAGUCACAGAGUUCAAUAAAUAA
Molecule: messenger RNA, 498 nt
Organism: Penicillium odoratum
Lineage: Eukaryota; Fungi; Ascomycota; Eurotiomycetes; Eurotiales; Aspergillaceae
Exons: 2
Coding region: 1-498 (165 amino acids)
Source: RefSeq, a predicted model, not a curated record